CUAGAUGGCAGACAGAUGGGGCACAAGGGCUUCCAAAUUAACAAGCUACUUUCAAUUAUAAUGCUGUGUACACUCAUGGAAAAUAGUUUUAAACCAAUUGCAACUGCUGGAUUAAGCAGUCCGUCAAUAACAAUGUUCAAGGAUAUGGAAAGCGAGUGCAAUUCAUAUUGCAUUGGAAUCGUUAAGCCAAUUCUACAGCAAACUAAGCAGACUCAAUUCACAGAGUUGCAGGAUCAAAUUCGAAAUUUAAAUGAGAUUAUCAAAGAUACAGAGAAGAAGCUUUCAGAAGCGGAGAUAAAGCUGGGUGUCUGUGAGGAUGCAACUCGGAAUAGGGAAACUCUAGCAAACGAACAACUGAAUCGGAAGACAAUGCAAUUGACAGAGUUGCAGCACAAAGUCAAGGAACAAGACGCUGGCUUUAAGAAAAUGGAAGCAGAGUGCAGUGGCCUCAGAAGUAGCCUUGGCAUAUGUGAAGAAAACAUUAAGAACCGAGAGGUGCAAUAUGCCCAGUUGCUCGAUCUGAAUAUCUCCUGCAACAACAGCAGCAAGAUCAAAGAUGAACUGCUGGCCACGAGUAAAGCACUCGUUGAGAGGCACAAGUCUGCGGCUAGCUCCGAUAUCAUCAAAGUUGAGCUAAAGGAGCAAAAAAUUAAUGAAAUGGAAGCAUCGAUCAAGGAGAAGGAUACUGUUAUAAUGACACACAAUUUGAAAAUCGAAAAUCAGACUUCAACGAUUAUGAAACAGACUGAAGAAAUUGCAGAGCUUAAAGCGCAGCUCAGUGAUUAUGAAUCACCAAGUUGUUAUGGCAAAUCAACCGAUGUUCAUGUCAUUCGAGUACCCGGAUCGGAACCCUUUCCCGUAUUCUGUGACUCGGUUUUAACCGAUUCGGGUUGGACUGUUAUUCAACGACGUCGCGAUGGUUCGAUAACAUUCAAUCGCAAUUGGACUGAUUAUACGAUUGGCUUUGGCGAUUUACGUAGCGAAUUCUUCAUCGGAUUGCAGAAGCUGCAUUUGAUAACCCAAUCGCAACAUCACGAACUCUACAUAUUUCUACAGGGAUUUGAUGAGGAAAAUCGAUAUGCGUACUACGAUCAUUUUCUGAUUGGAAACGAGACAGACGAUUUUAAAAUUGUAUCAUUGGGACUCUACAAGGGUACGGCUGGAGAUGCGCUUUCCUCCCAAAAGGAUAUGAAAUUCUCGACACCUGAUCGCGACAACGAUCGCAGCACGGGAAAUUGUGCAAAGGAAUUUCGAUCUGGUUGGUGGUACAGAAAGUGCUACUAUUGUAAUCUGAAUGGCGAGUACUUCAAUGGCAAAACAACCAAUCAAUAUGGCAUCAAUUGGUUCUCGUGGCACAAAAAUUCUCUACAAUUUGUACAAAUGAUGAUAAGACCCAAGCCUCAUUAAUCAAUUGCCAUUAAAAGAAACAUAUGUGUUUUGUUUUUACUCCUCA
Molecule: messenger RNA, 1453 nt
Organism: Drosophila albomicans
Lineage: Eukaryota; Metazoa; Arthropoda; Insecta; Diptera; Drosophilidae
Product: fibrinogen-like protein 1
Exons: 4
Coding region: 16-1407 (463 amino acids)
Source: RefSeq, a predicted model, not a curated record